Molecule: messenger RNA, 1242 nt
Organism: Laccaria bicolor S238N-H82
Lineage: Eukaryota; Fungi; Basidiomycota; Agaricomycetes; Agaricales; Hydnangiaceae
Exons: 2
Coding region: 1-1242 (413 amino acids)
Source: RefSeq, a predicted model, not a curated record
AUGUCGCCUACACCGCUACCUCAGGAACUCAUCGACCAAAUCAUCGACCAUUUACACGAUGACCCACCGGCGUUGAGCAGUUGCGCACUUGUUUGCAACGCCUGGCUUCCUCCGAGUCGCCACCAUUUCUUCGCCAAGAUAACACUCAAAGCUAUGGCUCCGAACGGUCCAACGUCGUGUCCACAGGAGCGCUGCAAACGCCUAUAUUGGCUUUUGAUUCGCUCUCCGAAAAUCAUUCCCAACGUGCGCGAGUUAGAAGUCUGCGAAGGAUCACCUUAUCCUGGCCCCCACCCUGACACCCGCUCAACUACAUGGGUCACAACGGAACGCACGCUGCCUCCGUUGCUCAAACUCCUCACGCACUUGAAGCGAUUGGAUUUUUCCGCCACGACAACGUUUUAUUGGAAGACGUUACCCCCCACUUUCCAGAAUGCCAUACACGCCGUGCUAUCAUUACCAUCACUCACUUACAUUCGAUUUCACUCAUGGUCAUUCUCAAAUUUCGCAUCCCUCGCAUCCCUCCUAUCACAUUGUCAUACACUUAAAGGCCUUGCGCUUUCAUCCACCACCGUUAGCGAUGAUGCAACAGUUGAUCAGGAGGAUCGUUUGAUUGAAGAGGACGAGAGCGCCGAGUCGCAAACCCCUCGCCUGGAAGUCCUGACUCUCGACUAUGUGUCGAUGGGAUACUUGGGGCACUGGCUUUUAGGACAGAGUUCGCCCAUGGACCUGUCAUCUCUGCGGGAGCUACGCGUCUCGCAUUUCCCAGACGCCUCGGUUAUUAAGAAGCUCUUGUUGGCGGUGGGAGGGGCGCUGGAACAUUUCCAUCUCAAGCCGGGGACUUGGCCUGUUCAGUCCUUUGACCUGGGUCACAACUGUGGGCUGCGUUCCAUACGUCUAACGCUUGACGUCGUUGAUACCGCGAUAGACUGGGCAACCACCCUGCUAUCAAGUGUUACAUCUCGCAACGCGCUUGAAAGCAUCGGUCUAGAGUUUUACGUUGAUCUGAAAAGGCUCGAAGGGUGGAGCAGCCUUAGCGCACUUCUUGUGCAACCGGAGCUUGCGUCUCUACAGCAAGUCGAGAUCGGACUCUUUGCGUCCCCUACCCACGCGGAAUUUAUCAAGGUGAAGGAGGAGUUGAGCGGUGUGGAAGAUAGGUGCGUGGUACGUUUGUACCAGCUGGGUCUCAAGAGUCAGCGAUCAAACCGCCAGCUGACGCCGAGAAUAAGUCGUUAUGAGGCGUGA